This is a messenger RNA of Pisolithus orientalis, 678 nucleotides long. Its product is annotated as proteasome subunit alpha type 5. The coding region runs from base 1 to 678 and encodes 225 amino acids. The transcript has 8 exons. Gene Ontology annotation, cellular component: proteasome core complex, alpha-subunit complex; nucleus; proteasome core complex. Gene Ontology annotation, biological process: proteasome-mediated ubiquitin-dependent protein catabolic process. The record is from RefSeq and is a predicted model, not a curated record. Lineage: Eukaryota; Fungi; Basidiomycota; Agaricomycetes; Boletales; Pisolithaceae.
AUGUUCUUGACGCGCUCAGAGUACGAUCGAGGCGUUAAUACCUUCUCGCCAGAGGGUCGACUGUUCCAAGUCGAGUACGCCAUCGAAGCCAUCAAACUCGGCUCUACAACUGUAGGCGUCCGCACAAACGAAGGUGUCGUUCUCGCCGUCGAAAAGCGUGUCCAAUCGCCCCUAUUAGAAUCUAGCUCCAUUGAGAAGAUCAUGGAAAUAGACACUCAUCUCGGUUGUGCUAUGUCUGGGCUUACAGCCGACGCGCGGAUGAUGAUCGACCAUGCUCAGAGCGUCACUCAGGCUGUUUGUGAUUUGGCCCUGCGGUUUGGUGAGAGUGUGCACGACGAAGAGGCGUUGAUGAGUCGGCCAUUUGGUGUUGCUCUGCUCAUCGCUGGUAUCGACGAGCUGGGUCCACAAUUGUACCACACGGAUCCAUCAGGGACGUUCAUGCGAUAUGAGGCGAAAGCCAUCGGUUCAGGUUCAGAAGCAGCACAGAGCGAGCUUCAAGACAAGUGGUACAGGCGAAUGUCAUUGCUGGAAGCACAAAAAUUGACGCUUCGGGUACUGAAACAAGUAAUGGAAGAGAAACUGGACCACCACAAUGUGCAGCUCGCACAGGUCACGCCCGAGAAAGGAUUUGAAAUCCUGGACGAGGUGAGACUGAAGGAGAUUAUCGAUGCUAUGUAA